Molecule: messenger RNA, 2521 nt
Organism: Diatraea saccharalis (sugarcane borer)
Lineage: Eukaryota; Metazoa; Arthropoda; Insecta; Lepidoptera; Crambidae
Source: the annotation of a GenBank genome assembly
AUGUGGACUGAGAAUCAAUUCAUUAUCACUGUAUUUUGCAAACUUAACACUAGUAGUAAUCCGUCACAAAAAAUUAAUGUUCAUAAAUUUUAUACAAGAAAUAAAAAUAAUCUUGUCGUUCCAAGCUCCAGACUUCAAAAAACCAGAGGAUCAUUUCUGGGUAAAUGCAUUUGUAUGUUCAAUAAAGUUCCACAAAAUGUAAUUGACCUGCCCGUAAAUAAAUUUGAAAUUCAUCUAAAGAACAUACUUAUGAGUGAAGUCUCAAAACCUGUGCUACAUUCUGAAGGAAUUCCUUAUCCAUCAUUACCCAGCAAGUCCAGUAAGGAAAAUGAACCACAGCUCCUGGAGUUGGAAGUUGAGGAGGCGUUUUUGAGCCAGGACAUUGAUUUCGAAACUCUUCCCAGGCCGGAGGAGUUAAAAUCCUUCUGCUCGUCUGAGGACUGCGUGUGGAGUACGGACGCGUUCAAGAUUACAGAGUGGCGCGUGCUUACCGGCAAUGUCACCUCCGCGGGGCACCUCUACCCCCAGUCGGCCCCCACGACCCCCUCGCCCGCCGGGAUCUUGCCGUCCAUCUUCUUACUGGACCCCGACGCUGAAAUAGAGCUGGAAAUUACCUUCUCACCCGCCGUCGCUGUGCCUCUCGUCACGUAUCUAUAUUUGAGGAACAAUUUUACUGUCGUCGAAGUAUUCCCGCUAGCGGGGCGCGGCGCUCAUCCGAGUUUCGAGCUAGGCGGACGACGGCCCGGCUCCGCGGCGCCGAUCGUGUUCGAGGUUGCAGAGUGUCCGGCAACAGGUGCUGGUGUCCGACGCCAGCUCGCCGUCCGCAACACCGGGCCCGUGCCCCUGCACCUGCGGGAUUGGCGCCUCGCCGGCCGCCCGUGCGCUGCCCGCGGUUUUCGUCUGCACCCGUGCGCGCCCCUCGCACUCGCACCCAAUGAGACUCGCACCCUCCGCCUAACCUUUCAUCCCGAUUACACGCUCGCGCGCGUGCUCGCCACCCUUACUGUGCGCGCCGACGCCGCUCGUGCCGAGUUCCGAUUGCGCGCUGCCCUGCCUGCCCGCCUGCUGCGAGCCUGUGCCAUCCAAAACCCGCCGCCGCCCUUCGACCCCCCGUUGCGGGCCGCUGGCGCCGCACUCGCCCUCGCCGCUCUCGCGCUGGUCCUUGCCGCUGCUGCCCUCGACGCCGAGCGGGCGUUACGUCGCGCACGCCAUGCUCGGCUCCCAGUUUUGCCUCCAGCGCGGGCACCACUCGAUUUGCGCGCCGCUGCCGACGUACCGCCGCCCCCGCCGCCGCCUCCUCGCCGGCGCCGAGCACCCCGCCGUCCACCGCCGCCAGACCCGCGUGCGCCCCUCGCUGAACGUCGUGCAUUUGAGCGUUGGCGGGCUGAGGUGUUGCGGCGGGCCGAACGCGAAGACGAACACUUGAGCGAAGACGGUACCCACUCGACGCCCCCGCCCCCCGCUCCACCUGCCAGUAAGUCGCCGGAGCGAAAGUCUCCGUUGCCGGAGGAUGAUGAAGCGGAUGUUCCGCGCCCGUCCAGCGAUGACGCCGGCCCCUCCGGCGACUCCUCGGUCAGCUCAGACUCGUCGCCGGGCGACGAUCUAGAGGGCCGAGACGACAGCGAACCAGACGCGCGGGCGACGCCCGUUGUGGAUUCGCCUGGGGAGCCCGCCGAAUCUCCGGACGCUGAAUCGCCCCCGCGCCGCCCGGAUCCUCGUCGAGAUCCACGCCCUCGUCGGGACCCCAGUGACCAGAUCCGCCGCCCGGACCGCCGCGCGCUGGACGCCGGCGAGGGUCGACCCCGCCCCGCCCCAUCGCGGCUCCCCGGGCGCCGCGAUAAAGGUGGCCGGCGGCGGGUCGGGGAAAGAGCGAGCGGGCCACCGUCGUGCAGUCCUCCCGCUGCAGUCCCCGAGGUCCGUGCGCCGGCAGCGGUUCGCUGGGGCGCGUCUUGGUCGUCUGUAGUGGCAGCGGGGGCGUCGGCGGGGGCACCGUUACCUCCCAUAGGCUCGGACGUGCGUCGGCGGCCGGAGGAGCGUACGGACCAGUCGCUAUUCUACUUUAACGGGGAACAACCCCCGCCACAACCUCCGGAACGGUUCCCGUGGCGCGCGUCACCGCCAUUGGACCGGCCGCGGUACCCGCCACCCGUAAAUGAUUACAUCGGCGAUUUCGACGAACCGAACACAUAUGGUUCGGUGUGGGCAGGUGGUGCGUGGGCGUGGGGCGGCGGGCUGGGCGUGCGCCCCCCACCCGGAUUCGGAGCCCCGACUGCACCGCCUGCCCCCCGCGCAUACGACCCUUUCCGCUCGUUGGCCACUAUCUGGGCUCCCGGCGCACUGGACUGGCGGACGGACCCCACCCCUGCCUCAGCCCUCGGACCGGGCCCCGGCGCAGUACCUGAAGACUCUCGUCCCGACGACUAAUGCCGCUCACUGCCCGGUCCGUAUCUCUAGUCGCGACGCUUCAGCGUCACCCGCUCGGUCAUCUUUCGAAGACUGAAUAAACUUACCUUUCUGAGCA